AUGAGCAGAGGUGUCAGCACUGUACGCGAGCUCUGGACUGAAUGGCACGUCGGUCUGUCUAAUCGGCCAUCAAUUGAGUCGCUAGAGAAAAAAUACGGGCGAAAAUGGCGGCUAUCAUCAAAAGAAUCCAAGUUUUACUCUCGCAGACACUGUGUGAUCAAACGCUUCUGCGUGGCUCAAACCGAGCGUGCGGCUGCAAUGCGGCCGCUAAUGCUUGGCUUCGCUGUGAGUGCCCCCACGGAUCGACGACGGUUACAAGUUGUGUGGAUUGUGGCGGUAGCGAGUCAGCAGACUGCGGUCACCACUCCGGAUCUCGAGAAGAUCGCAAAAGGGGCGAAGUGGACAGAGCGGAAGUAUGCGAGAACGCGAGGCGAUACCAAGGACGGCAGUGUGCGGUGGGUACGCAACGACAAGGGUGAUGAGAUUCGAAGAGGCCCCAAGUAG
Phytophthora nicotianae INRA-310 is the source of this 444-nucleotide messenger RNA. RefSeq lists its product as hypothetical. Gene Ontology annotation, biological process: positive regulation of ribosomal protein gene transcription by RNA polymerase II. Bases 1 to 444 code for a protein of 147 amino acids. Gene Ontology annotation, molecular function: DNA-binding transcription factor activity, RNA polymerase II-specific; RNA polymerase II cis-regulatory region sequence-specific DNA binding. The record is from RefSeq and is a predicted model, not a curated record. The transcript is spliced from 4 exons. Lineage: Eukaryota; Oomycota; Peronosporomycetes; Peronosporales; Peronosporaceae.